UUCACAAUGGACGCCGGUUUUCGUGGGUUCUGUAGAAUCUGUAGAACCCUUUAUGAUAAAAGGCAGUAAACCCAAUGCAUCCGUUCGUUUCCCGCAUCCAACAUCGCAACCAACGUUUCCGACGAGAAUGUCCUUAUCAGCGGAAGCAAUCAUAGCUCUAUUCGCUUUAUUUGUCGCCUGCGUUCCUGCAGUGUGUUGCAUAAUCCGACACCAAACACGGCCAGGCCAUAACCGUCAUCACAACCCCGAGACUGACCAAAGCGAUCCCCCUUCCCUUCGUCCCCGUGAAUCUUGCCCCCCGUUUCAAUCGGUGACCAAUCGAUCAUUCCAUCAACAAUCAAAUCAUACCUCUCUGCCGUCUCUUCCAGAGCUUCUGCACAUUUUUUUCUCCCAGAAUCGCACCCCCAACCGCGAUAUAGAAUCCGGGAUCCUGUUAUACGCCCGCACCUUCAGCUCAGAUCGAUUUGAACAUAUGGAGCAAUUGACAGGGUCUAUUACCACGACUGGAGGUGCUGAACAUACGGACCAGCAUGAUCAAGUUUAAAGUGCCUGAAGAACGGACGCCAAACCUCCGACACACCAAAGUGAUCAUUAGUAUUAUCAUCAUCAUCAUCAUCAUCUUAUUCUUAUUCUUAUUUAGCCCCCGCUCC
Molecule: messenger RNA, 650 nt
Organism: Aspergillus versicolor CBS 583.65
Lineage: Eukaryota; Fungi; Ascomycota; Eurotiomycetes; Eurotiales; Aspergillaceae
Exons: 3
Coding region: 128-544 (138 amino acids)
Source: RefSeq, a predicted model, not a curated record